This is a messenger RNA of Staurois parvus, 580 nucleotides long. Lineage: Eukaryota; Metazoa; Chordata; Amphibia; Anura; Ranidae. The record is from the annotation of a GenBank genome assembly.
GUCUGUGCAUCUUAUGGAGCGGCUGGCCCGGUACUCCCUCGUGGUAGAAUACCAGGCCGACCGCUCAGGCUCUAAUGUGUAGAAGAACCCACUCCUCCAUCCUACCUGUUCCUCGGUCCAGCAGUGUACUGCUUCCAUCAGCCAUCUUCUCUCCUUUACGUCGGCAACUUCAGUGUGGGCACUUGGCUGUCUGCAGUCUCUGGUCAUCUCCUGUACUAUGUCCGCAGUCUCUGGUCAUCUUCUGUACUAUGUCCGCAGUCUCUGGUCAUCUCCUGUACUAUGUCCGCAGUCUCUGGUCAUCUCCUGUACUAUGUCUGCAGUCUCUGGUCAUCUCCUGUACUAUGUCCGCAGUCUCUGGUCAUCUCCUGUACUAUGUCCGCAGUCUCUGGUCAUCUCCUGUACUAUGUCCGUAGACUCUGGUCAUCUCCUGUACUAUGUCCGUAGACUCUGGUCAUCUCCUGUACUAUGUCCGCAGUCUCUGGUCAUCUCCUGUACUAUGUCCGCAGUCUCUGGUCAUCUCCUGUACUAUGUCUGCAGUCUCUGGUCAUCUCCUGUGCUAUGUUCGCAGUCUCUGGUCAUC